Schizosaccharomyces octosporus yFS286 is the source of this 1526-nucleotide messenger RNA. Its product is annotated as tRNA pseudouridylate synthase. The transcript has a single exon. Gene Ontology annotation, biological process: pseudouridine synthesis. Lineage: Eukaryota; Fungi; Ascomycota; Schizosaccharomycetes; Schizosaccharomycetales; Schizosaccharomycetaceae. Gene Ontology annotation, molecular function: pseudouridine synthase activity; RNA binding. Bases 126 to 1376 code for a protein of 416 amino acids. The record is from RefSeq and is a predicted model, not a curated record.
AGCGGAUUGAUUGUAAAAGAAUUUGAAAUUUAUUCAAAUGUUUCCUUCUUCUUAACGUUGUUUUUGAUAGGAAUUGCUUUUUACCGUGUAAAAUAAAAUGUCCUUGUUCAAGAAGAUUGCCUCCUAUGCAGCAGUUGACCUCCACCACUAUUCGGGGAAUCAGACUUCUCAGUACUUUACGGCAGAAAGGUAUGUACAAGCGUCCAAAAAGGGAUCCCUUGGAGAAUUGUGAAUAUGUCUACCAUGGCGAUGGCUUAAGACGCGUUCCGCCGUAUUUUUACGAAUACAUAACUUUUGCAAAACUUCGCUGGUAUGGAAAAACGCUUUUGGAGAUUUUUAACACAGAAUUCCGAGAUCGUGAGCCAGGAUAUUACGAAAAGGCCAUUCGUGGUGGUCAAGUGAAUGUCAAUCAUAAAGUUGGAAACGUGGAUACCAUCAUCAACAACGGCUAUAUAGUCUCCCAUCACGCUCACCGCCAUGAGCCUCCUGUUUCUGAUCAACCAGUUGCUAUUGUUCAUGAAGAUGAAAAAUUUGUUGUAAUAGACAAGCCUGCAGGUGUUCCAGUCCAUCCCACUGGACGUUACAACCACAAUACUGUUCUUCACAUUCUGAUGAAGGAAAAUAAAUGUCCCUUUCUUUACCCUUGCAACCGACUCGACCGCUUGACGUCUGGACUAAUGUUUUUCUCAAAAACCCCAAAGGCAGCUGAAGAGAUGCGUGUUUACAUGAUAAGUAAGUCUUUGAAAAAAGAGUAUAUUGCUAGGGUCGUUGGUGAAUUCCCCGCCGACAAAGAAAUUACUUGUGACGCCCGUCUUCUGACUGUUGCCCCUACCCUUGGACUUAACCGAGUUCAUCCAGACGGUAAAGAAGCUGUCACUGUGUUUCGUAGAAUCGCAUUUGAUGGUAAUACUUCUCUUGUUCAUUGUAAGCCUCUCACCGGAAGAACGCAUCAACUGCGUGUUCAUUUGCAAUACCUGGGUCACCCGAUUGCAAAUGACCCUAUAUACGCAAAUAAACGAGUCUGGGGCUCCUCCCUUGGAAAAAAUGGAGAAGGAGAUAAUGCUUCCGUAAUUAUGCGUCUUUCUGAAAUUGGCAAAACUGAAACUGCUUCUCCUCUACUACAAUAUGAAUGGUAUACCAACGAAACACAAGCAGAAGCAAAAGCUCGUAGAGAUAAACGAAUUGGUGAACUCUUGACAGGUGAGCAUUGUGAAGUAUGUGGUUCGCCCUUGUAUACCGACCCAAGUCCAGAGGAACUUGGGAUUUGGUUGCAUGCUUUACGUUAUGAGAGCGAGGAAUGGUCUUAUAAAACGGAUUAUCCGGCUUGGGCCUUGAAAGUAAAGGAUAAAGACCCAUCUUCCUGUCCUUUACCCUAACUGUUGUUGAACUUGCGCUCUUCAAGAACUCCUGUACAUUAGUAAUUUAGAAUACUUUAGACCAUAUUUUGUAGCAAAUUGACGGCUACCGUCAUGGAUUUUGGAUUUAAAUAGAUAUCAAUAAAUAAAGUAAUAAGUUUAUACAAGUUA